This is a messenger RNA of Branchiostoma floridae (Florida lancelet), 4618 nucleotides long. Its product is annotated as programmed cell death protein 4-like. Gene Ontology annotation, biological process: negative regulation of DNA-templated transcription. NCBI's taxonomy places the organism in Eukaryota, Metazoa, Chordata, Leptocardii, Amphioxiformes, Branchiostomatidae. Bases 207 to 1619 code for a protein of 470 amino acids. Gene Ontology annotation, cellular component: nucleus; cytosol. The record is from RefSeq and is a predicted model, not a curated record. The transcript is spliced from 13 exons.
AGGGGGCGGAGUUGAUGCCACAAACAUCAGCUAAAAUUUUCCAGGUUGAAGUCGUGUUUCUAUAUUGUCUCCGUAGUAUCUGUCCUCACGCCAUCUCUUUUCUUCUGUUCAAUCUUCCUUAGUUCGUCACUUUCCCCAGAAAAGCUAGAUAGCCGUGUUUUGCCACAGUCUUCUGCCUGUUAGCCUUCAGAAACGCAACAACAACGAUGGCAAGCGGGGACGUCCUCUCACCUGAAGUGGAAGUUUUCCAACAAAAUGGCGAGGUCGAAGGGGAGGUGGAUGGGAAUUUCUCCGACUCUCCCGCCGCCUCUCCCAACCUCAACGACCUCCGACCGAAGCUGAAGGCCAAGCGCAGGGCGAAGAGAAGCCCUAGCAAGGAAGACCAGCAGCUGCCAUUGACCAACGGCGUGAAUGUCAGCCAACUGAGUCGAUCCAAGCCGCGAUACGACCGCAAGUCCCGCACAUCCUACGGACGGGGGCUCCCCAAGAAAGGUGGAGCUGGAGGCAAGGGUGUUUGGGGGAAGCCUGGCUGUGAGCUGGACAUUGAUGGGGUCAUUGAUGAGAAGGAUCCCAACUACGACUCAGAUGCUCAGGGUAACUAUGAACUGGAGACCAUUGCUCCGGAGUUGACGCCAGAGGAAGUGGAGAAGACCAUCAAGCCUGUGAUUCAGGAGUACUUUGAACAUGGAGACACAAAUGAAGUUGCAGUGACACUUGGUGAGCUGAACCUUGGGCACAAGAAGCAUGAGAUUGCGACUCACGCUGUGAGCAUGGCCCUUGACAAGCACGACUCUCACCGUGAGAUGACGUCGCGGUUGAUCUCGGACCUGUACGGGAAUAUCCUGAACCAGCAGGAGAUGGCCACUGCCUUCGACUCCAUCCUGGAUGACCUGGCGGACCUGACCCUGGACACUCCUGAUGCUCCACAUGUGGUGGGGUCCUUCAUUGCCAGGGCUGUAGCAGAUGACGUGCUUCCUCCCAAGUAUGUCACUGACUACAAGGGAAGUGGUGAAUCCACGCAAACCAGUGAAGGGUCAAGGCUUUCGGAACAGAUGAUUAAUACUGAUGCGACCCUCCCUCAAGGUGUUCAGGCGGCACUGGACCGUGCCCAUGUGCUGCUGAGUAUGAAACAUGGGAUGGUUCGCCUUGACAAUGUUUGGGGCGUGGGUGGUGGCCAGCGACCUGUCAAAUACCUCAUCAAAAAGGUUAAUGACAUGCUCCUGAGGGAGUACCUGUCCUCCCGGGACAUCCAGGAGGCCACCCGCUGUCUGGUGGAGCUGGAGGUGCCACACUUCCACCAUGAGCUCGUCUAUGAGGCCGUGGUGACUGUGCUGGAGGCAGGGUCGGAACAGGUGGGCACUGCAAUCCUCAUGCUGCUUAAGUCUCUCGCUGAUGCAAUCAUUCUUACCGUGGACCAGAUGGACAGGGGCUUUGACCGUGUGUUUGAGUCCAUGCCUGACAUAGUUCUUGAUGUGCCCAAUGCCCACACAAUCCUGGAGAGGUUCUCUGAGGAGUGCUUCAAGCAGGGAGUCAUCAACAGUCGCACCAAGGCCAAGGUGCCCAUCAGGGCCCGCAAGCGCUUCGUCAGCGAGGGUGAUGGUGGCCGCAUCAAGGAGUGAGGGGACCUGGCCCAUGAUUGGCUACACAUCACAUGACCCACAGCAUACUGUUGCCCUCAACUUGAUUGAUAAACCUGUUUAUGAGGGGGCCAAAGUGUAAAAUUUAUGUACUUAUGACAGAAUUGUCCUGGUCUUCUGUGCUGAAACAUCAACUUGUGCUGGUGUCUAUGUACCUUCUCCCUAACCAGUAGAGAAUUGGUAACCAAAUGGCUACUUUAGUGUGCUACAGGUCAACAUGUGCAUGUAACAGUGAUUGUAAGGAUGCCACUGAUAUUUGAAAAGCUGUCAAGAAAGAAUAGAAAGAAUUUUCUGUUAAAAUGAUGCAUUUCCUGGUGCAGUUGUUCUUUAUAGUGUGGCAGUGUAAUGCUUGAUGAUGUUACGUUUGCUGAAGGCCAGGACAAGUAAUGAUGUACAAGACUUGUGAAGACAACAAAGCAACAGUGCUGUCAAUCUUGGCUGAGGGAGAGCUGUACUUGGGUCGUGAGUGCACCAAUUCAAGGCCAAGGGUCAACUUUUGUUGCCUUAAUUGGGAAGAUGUUGUAUGAUGGAAAUAUAUAUAUGUAUAUGGAUGUACCAUGUAUAAAAAAAAGCAAGAAAAAAAGGGCAGCUGAUGUAAGAACAUUAUGUUUUGGUUUCAAUGGUAUUGGUCCAAGACAGGCAUACAAAGAUGUGGUAGAAUAAACAUGGGUUUCUCUAAGAUGUUCAGCAAUGCAUGUAGUUGGCCUCUGGUGCUAUACGAAUCUUUGUCCUAGUACCCCAAAGUAGUAUAGGAAAACUCCAAAAAAAUCAAUAGAUCAAUCUAUAACUCCAGAUGAAAACGUUAAUUUCUCACAAAUUUAGUAGUAGUACUAUAGAGAAACCCAUUCGUUUGGCCACGUAUGUCAUUGUUUGCCUGUCGUUGUAUGCCUGUCAUUGUAUGCCUGGAACAGAAGAAACUGGCCAAUUGUAACCUGUGUUCUGCUUACUAGUAGAGACAUAUCACUGCUGUUUCAUGAUAUAGUCCCACAGUACACGCUAGGUCAGGUGUGUAAAGUCAGUGUAAAAAAAAAAAAGUUCAUUAGAGAAAAAUGCUGACCUAAGCUUGAGAAAUGUUUGUUCACUUCCACAGAACUAACCAUGUUAAACUAUGAAGAGUUGAUUCAGGUUUACUGUGUUGUGGGAUGACAAAUGAGUACCAUACGUGCAUUGAUAUAGUUAUUAUAGUGUACAUGUUCAAGAACUGCAGCGAAUCUGUGCUGUUCUCAUCCCUUUGGGUCAAGGUCUUCACCAAUUGGUUGAUGAUCAGGAGAGAUGUCUAAAUUGAAGUGGUCAAUACCAAAUUUUCAUGCGUCAAAUAAAUCCUGGAGAAAAAUUUGACCUUCCACACAAACAGUGCUAAAUGUUUGGUUGCUACCCGAUUGAUGAAAUUUGAAAAGUGUUCAGUAAGGUGCACAUGACCUGGGUGCCAAUAGUGACUGUGAUCCUUCUCAUCAACCAGUGAAGUAAGGCCAUCUUCUUUAUCUGUGCUUUGUCCACACCUAUGGAUGGUGUCCCCCAAAGAUACUAUUUUACUAGAAUAUAAAGAAUAUGUAAAUGUUGAAGUACAGAGCCAAAUAUAACGGUAAUGUUGCUGGAAGACACUGCUAAGUCGAUAUGUUACCAGAACUACAGGUGACCUGCUGCAGAGAGAUCAGAAGGUGAAGACCACCUACCAGGGCAGAACUGUUGAAAAAAGCUCAAGUAAAUUCAAAGGUGUUGAAGCCCACCUUCAGUUUGACACUGCAUAGUUCAUAUAAUUGAUCUGCACAACAGGUGUGGUUUCCAUGUGAUCUGCUCUGAGCACCUGUAGUGGUAUGAAGGAGAUGUAACUACAUGCAAUGCUGCUUAACAUUGGGAAAGGAUUGGGGCAUCUGUUUAUCUGAAGAAGGGUGAAUGAGAUCUGUGGUACAGUUAGUUAAAAAUGUACGGCAGUACGUUUUGUUCAGUCAGUGCUAACUGUUGAGUUGAUUUUCCAGUACAAGGGGAAAUAUUUUUCGUUCUAAUUCUUUUGUGAGCAUACUAGUUCUUCACAAAUUUUAGGGUUGAGAUUUUUUUGAGUCCAAAAAUACUUGAGCGUGUAUGAGAUGGAUGCAGUGUUCCACUACAGGGCUGUGCCAGAAUGCUUCUGUUCAGAUGUUAUAAAGUGCAAAUAAUGUAAAUGUUCUCUAUGAAGAGAAAGAGGCAAGAUAUGAUGACUGGCAUUUCCAGUACAAAUUUCUUAGGUGGGAAAAUUUCUCAGGCAAGUUGAGCGUGAUAGAUGUACAUGGGUGGUCAGGUGGCACUGUUAGCCAGAGCUUCCAGUCUGACAUUGCUUAAAAGGCUUUCACCUGUAUGACAUAGUAUCAUGUGAUAGAGAACAUACUAAGUAGAAAUCAAGAAGUCAAUAAACUUAAUUGAUGGCCCUAGAUAACAGGGAAGGUUAGCCAAGUUUAUAGAACACAGCUGCUGUUCCUAGUAUGCUGUUCUAAGGUCUGGUUGCCUGCAUUUGCAGUGCUGAUGUUGAUGUAUUGACUAUUGUGCUUUGCCUGCAUUGUGAAGUUUGUAUCACUAGUUCUGUUGGGCCCUGCAAAAUAAAUGAUUUGUUCAUUGGAUAUUUUUCAUCACAGUAUGAAGGCAAGCAUGCCAACUGUUUUCUUGGAACCAAUUAACCGCUACCGGUAGGUCAAAACCUGGCACCAACUUUUUCCUUUACUGGGACUCAAUGAAAGUUAUCUGUGCAACAGACAAAAUCAAUUGCACCAUGUGUAAUGUUUUCUAUAUACCAUAGUAGAGCUAUUCUGUUGAGCAAAUUAUUUACUUUGCCUGGCCUGGCUUGUGGUUAAUACUUUGACAGUACUCAAUUUUGCUGUAUAUAGACCAACCACCAAACCACCCAUGUUUGAAUGUGGAGUCACUGGGGCAGUGUGGGAGGGUGUUCUCCUUUGCACUGUUGUGUAUUCUCUACAUUUCACUUAAUUAAAUAAAACAUUUCCAGAGAUGGC